Messenger RNA from Lycium ferocissimum, 959 nucleotides. RefSeq lists its product as uncharacterized. The transcript has 6 exons. NCBI's taxonomy places the organism in Eukaryota, Viridiplantae, Streptophyta, Magnoliopsida, Solanales, Solanaceae. Bases 141 to 656 code for a protein of 171 amino acids. The record is from RefSeq and is a predicted model, not a curated record.
AUCAUUGGUUCUUUGACGAAAUUUUCCAGAGAAUUGCUUGUAAAUGCCACUGUGUAGAGCAGUUGCCUCUUGGAGUUCUCGCAUAUUGGCUUGCAUGGGUUUUGGGGUAUUUUGGAGAAUAUCUUCCACCCCUUAUUGAUAUGAUGAUGGAAAAAUCGAAGGAAAAAUGCAGAGCUCUUCGUAAUAGCAGAAGUUGUCUUGGAUGCUGUAGGAAUUCUCCCCAUGUUGUUUCAGCGGAUAAGCCAUCUAAAGGCCCAAAAGUUGAGAGCAAACGAUUGAGGCAAACUAGUUCAAGCGACGACUCUAGGAGCUUUACUGUGAGCGACAUGGAGAAUAGCACAUUUCCCUCCCAGGGAAGCAUCUCAUCAAUUAGCACAUCAAAUCAGGCCCUUGAUCCUCACAGUAACUCUGUCACCACGAAUAACGCUACGGAAUUUGUAAAUCAUGGUCUACUUCUUUGGAAUCAAACAAGGGAACAAUGGUGCGGAAAUAAAACACCACAGAAGCGUGCUUCAGUUCGAGAACCCAAAUUAAGUUUAGAUACAAGUUACGAGACGUUGGUAGGGACCAAUAAGCUUUUCCCUCAAGCAAUCCCUCUACCGGAAAUGGUAGACUUUCUUGUUGGUGUAUGGAAACAGGAGGGGCUUUAUGAUUAAGUGGCCACAUAAUUCAUCAUUCUCAGCAACUGCAAAUUGUGUUUUGCAAGUUUUACAGAAGCCAAGACAUAAAAAAUUCAAACAGCCAUGUGUAUCUGUAUAUUGAGAUGAAAAUGGAACUUUGGUUACAAAAAAACACUAUGUUCUCAAGAAAAAGUAAUUUAUACAUGUUAGGCAGGCCAAAACUCAAACACAAUGAGCCUUGGUAGUUAUUAGAUACAUUGAUGGGGGAGAGAAUUGGAUCUCUUCUCAUAAAUAUAAAUUGUUUUUAGGUGCUUGUACAUCCAGUCAGGUUUGUCAGCA